AUGUCUCCCGCCAAGCGAAUUGUUGUCGAGCGCUCUGGCCCUCGUGGUGCUGCUGCCCCCAAGGGCUUCUUCGGCUCGACCUACGACGUUCUGACUAGCUCUGAGAACGCCGCUGUCGUCCGCAGCAUCGGCCUCUUUGGCGCUGCCGUCGUCUUUCUCCAGAGCUCUUGGGGCGAGAUUCUCCUGCCUCCGCAAUGA
This is a messenger RNA of Geosmithia morbida, 198 nucleotides long. RefSeq names its product TOM core complex subunit Tom6. The coding region runs from base 1 to 198 and encodes 65 amino acids. NCBI's taxonomy places the organism in Eukaryota, Fungi, Ascomycota, Sordariomycetes, Hypocreales, Bionectriaceae. The record is from RefSeq and is a predicted model, not a curated record. The transcript has 3 exons.